Molecule: messenger RNA, 1269 nt
Organism: Prosopis cineraria
Lineage: Eukaryota; Viridiplantae; Streptophyta; Magnoliopsida; Fabales; Fabaceae
Product: probable polygalacturonase At3g15720
Exons: 9
Coding region: 1-1269 (422 amino acids)
Biological process (GO): carbohydrate metabolic process
Molecular function (GO): polygalacturonase activity
Source: RefSeq, a predicted model, not a curated record
AUGAGUGUGCAACAUAAAAGUUCUGAGAAGGACUUAAAGAUCAAAGGAAUUGAAGAGGGAAUCACACUAGGAGAUAUGAAUGUGAAAAUCGAGGCAAUGAAGAACAUGCAAGGCCCAUUUCUGUUUGCAAUACUCUUCAUGUGCUUUUCUGUUUCAAGUUGCCUGCGUGCUAGAAUGAGACCUCCUGUUAAUCUUACUUUCAAUGUACUUGAUUACGGUGCUAUUGGGAAUGGCCAAACUGAUGAUUCGCAAGCUUUUCUCAAAGCAUGGAAGGAUGUUUGUGAAGCAACGCAGGGCAGUCUAACUCUCUUAAUACCCAACAACAAAACCUUCAUGCUGCAACCUGUGAUUUUCAUGGGUGAGUGCAAGUCUUCAGCUAUUAACGUCAAGAUUGAAGGAAGCUUGAUUGCACCAAGAGAAGUGAGUGAUUGGAAAUGGGAAAGAGGGGAUGAGGGUAGAUGGAUACAUUUCAGUGACAUAAAGGGGCUUCUUGUGGAUGGAAGAGGACUUGUUGAUGGCCAGGGUGCCCCCUGGUGGGACUGUUUUCAUGAAUCCAGAUGCAAGAGGCCUGACGUAAGUUUGCUGAGUUUUCACAGGUGUGAAAAUCUACAACUGAAGGUGCUUACUCACAUAAAUGGUCCAAAAGUUCAUAUUCACUUAGAUGACUGCAACGGGAUACACCACUCCAAUUUGCAUGUUGUUCCGCCUCAGGAUAGCCCAAACACUGAUGGGAUUGAUAUCUCCACAACAUCCAACAUGAUCAUUCAGGAUUCCAACAUCGAAACCGGUGAUGACUGCAUUGCCAUUAAUGAGGGCUUAUCUUUCAUUAACGUUACUGGUGUUUAUUGCGGACCUGGUCAUGGCAUCAGCAUUGGGAGCCUCGGAUCAAAGAGGUCUCAUGCAACAGUGGAAGACAUCCACGUCCGAAAUUGUACCUUCACAAGAACUUCAAAUGGAGCCAGAAUCAAGACAUGGAAGAGAGGCUCUGGAUAUGCCAGAAGGAUCACAUUUCGGAGGUAUGUGGGACUACAUGAAGUAACAGCAGUGGAAGUUAGUGACAUUACAUUUAGGAAUUUUGGCGGAACUUCAGCUUCUGAGGAUGCAAUUAAAUUGGAGUGCGACGACAGCAGAGGUUGCACGGACAUAGUGUUGGAAAAAAUUAAUAUAACUUCUUCUGAUCUUGGAAAAACCACCCAUGCAUCCUGCGAAAAUGCUCGUGGUACAAGUUCUUCAUCCAAUGUUCCUGAUAUAGAUUGCCUUCAAUGGUGA